AUGAAGAAAGAAGAACUGUUGAAGGAGCUAGAUGACCUCAAAGUGGAACUCUCUCAGCUGCAGGUUGCCAAGGUGAAGCAGUCUCCAAACUCUCCCAAGAUCCGGGUGGUUCGCAAAUCCAUUGCCAGAGUGCUGACAGUCAUUAACCAGACACAGAAGGAAAACCUCAGGAAGUUCUGCAAAGGCAAGAAGUACAAGCCUAUAGACCUGCGGCCUAAGAAGUCACGUGCCAUGCAAAGCAGACUAAACAAGCACGAAGAGGGUCUGAAGACCAAAAAGCAGCAGUGA
Messenger RNA from Podarcis lilfordi (Lilford's wall lizard), 288 nucleotides. NCBI's taxonomy places the organism in Eukaryota, Metazoa, Chordata, Lepidosauria, Squamata, Lacertidae. The record is from the annotation of a GenBank genome assembly.